AAGUUGCAAGAGCCGCAUGAUUUGCACGUUACUGCGGACGCCAACGAGGUUUAUGUGGCGGAGACGAAACCGCAUCGUCUGUCGAAAUUCGUGAGAGGAAACUUGGGUAAGCUGCAAAAAUCUGUGAAGGGUACGAGUGCUUCUUCGUCAUCGUCGGAAGCGGAAGAGAAGCCGCAAGUCGAGGAGUUGAAGCCGCGAACUUUGAAAGAUUCCUCGUCGCAGUCCGUUGCGAAUUUAACUGCGACACGAUCGAAGUUCAGCGAUGGAAAGCGGUUCAGUUGGGGAGUGGAAAUCAUGAUGGUUGCUGCUGUUCCGAUUUUAGUCCUCGGGCUCAUCCUGGUUUUGCUGAGACUGCGGAAUCGC
This is a messenger RNA of Notodromas monacha, 363 nucleotides long. The record is from the annotation of a GenBank genome assembly. NCBI's taxonomy places the organism in Eukaryota, Metazoa, Arthropoda, Ostracoda, Podocopida, Cyprididae.